This is a messenger RNA of Cuculus canorus (common cuckoo), 6145 nucleotides long. RefSeq names its product integrin subunit alpha 11 (gene ITGA11). The transcript is spliced from 31 exons. Bases 2403 to 6080 code for a protein of 1225 amino acids. NCBI's taxonomy places the organism in Eukaryota, Metazoa, Chordata, Aves, Cuculiformes, Cuculidae. Gene Ontology annotation, cellular component: external side of plasma membrane; integrin complex. Gene Ontology annotation, biological process: cell adhesion mediated by integrin; cell-cell adhesion; cell-matrix adhesion. The record is from RefSeq and is a predicted model, not a curated record. Gene Ontology annotation, molecular function: integrin binding.
AUCUACAGCAGCGAUGAAGUCGUCCCCAUUUCUUAUAGUACCUUCUCAGCAGAAGGUGGCUCUUACUGCAGAGCACAGAGAAUGCCCUGGACAGGCAGAGAUGAUUUGGUGUGCACGGCACAGCAUGGCAUGCAAUGCAAUCAAACAGAUCUCUGAGCAUGAGGUGUGGGCUCUUUUUCCAUUUCAAUCGGUCCUUCUCCAUCCUAUUUAUAAUCUGCCUAAACUCUCCUGCAUAGCAAACUCCCCCAAAAGAACGAGGGUUGAGGAUGCACUGCAUCUGCUUGCAUUUUUCCUGUGGGAGAGAAGGAGGUGGACUGGGAUAUGGAUGAAACUAGCUUGUUUCACAUCCUGACAGCAGAUAUUUCUGUCCCCUCCUUGCCUUCCUCCAGUUCCCCACACACCCCAAGAAAAGCUUUUUGUGCCUCCCCAUGUUAGCGCUAGGACAGCUCUGCCUGGUCUUGGGCACUCGCACCUGAUUUUCCUCUAAGAGCAAAUUGCUCAGGACUGUUUGCAAAGUUCAUAAAACGCUAUCCAUGGCUCCUGUUUCCAGUACCACCUGGGAAGUGGCUCCAGCGUGGGAGUUAUUGCAGGAACACUGUAAAUGCCUGUCCUUGACAGCCCUUGGAGCUGUCAGCUUCACUGGUCUUAGAUAACGUUCCUGGUAGUUAGAUACCCACAGCUGGACAGGACGCAAACAUCCCAGGUGCCUCUGGGAUUUCCCUCUUCUCCUGCCCCACUGUGGGAACACACAAAAUUCCUGGUCCCCAAACACCUUCCCAUAUCCCCCAGCCUCGGGUCACCGGACCCUUUCCGAAAUGCCCACCAUGCACUGACUCCUGGCAGCCAAAACCACACAGAAAAAGCAUCUCCUCUCCAACAGGCGCUCAUGACACUUUCUUUUACCCUCACCACAUCAUCCUGGGCCAUAAACGCCAGCCUGGUGCCCAGGGGAAGGAUCAGUGAAUGAGGAACACGUUCUCCACCUCAGUGCUGGGGUCCGUGCCCUGACUUGCCUGGAAAGACCCCAGAGCUGAUGCUGAGGCAGGGCAGGAACCUGCUUUUGGGGUUUCUUUACCUUGCAUCAGGAUAGUCCAUACACAGAGUAUAUUAAAGCUUUACAGCGCUUUAGCAAAAGCAUACUUUGUGCAGAUGGUCUAAAUCUUCCCAGUUUACACCUCCAUUCCUUGAAAAUUAACAGCAGGGACCUUCUCCGUCUGACUGAUGGUGCUUUCCUUGCAGCCCUGCUGCCUUUUCUCAAAGCUCUGAAUAAAUUCACUCACACUCAGAAAAAAAAACCUGUUAAUGAGCACUACUAAUUAGUCAGUCUGGCUUAAAACUGUGACACCUUUUUUUCAGUGAGUUUGUAGUUUUUUUAAUCCAACUGAUCUUUCAGGCCCGUCCAUCAAUUUCCCUCUCAGCUCCCAGAAGAGUUGGAAACACACUUUUUCUUGAGCACAGAUGCUGUUGGGUUUGUCAAGCUGGCAGUGGCUGCGGGAUGGCAUGACACAGCACGAGGCACACGGAAACACCCAACAACAAAUGCAAACACUGGUGACUGCCCAGCAAAAGCCAAGCAGGUAAAAUGCAAGUUAUUUGCUGAGGACAAAGACAGGAGAGAGCGAUUCAUCCCCAGCAGCCUCCUCACUGGGGAGCCUGGGAACACACCGGCCCUGGAGAAUCUUCUGGCUCCUUGGAUGUCCCCAGCAGGCUCAUGCCAACACAUGUGACCCUGCCGUGUGGCCCCUCCUGCCAGGGACGCCAGCAAUAUUUAUUUGAGGUGAAAGGCAGCAAACAGCACAGCUCUCACUGCCCUUCAUGGAGAUGUCCCACCUCGGCGCUUGGAGAAGGACCACAACAGCUUCAGCCCUGUUUGCUUCUACCCUGCAUGCACCGAUUUCGUUAAUCCAGUGCCGUGCCCAAUGCACCAGCAGGUCUGUGCUAUGGCCCUGUGAGCUGUGCCACAGCCCAGAUCAGCAGCGUGGCACAAAAACCCACAUGGACCCCAUCGAUCCCAUUGCCAGGAUGGUAACCACAGCCCACUGAGACCCUUCCAGCAAUGGCCAGACCCUGCCUCCACAGGGCCAGGCAGCCUUUACACUCAAGGGCUUCUCAAGGCUGAGGAGCUGCUGUUUCCCCUCAAGGUGUGUGAACCAUUAGACUCAGCAGCAGAACCACAUCCUCAUGUCUGGGCCACGGAGCAAGUGGGAGAGCUCCAGCCAAGCAGGUCCAGCUUGGACCAUGCUGUUCCCAAAGUCCCAUGGCUCCCACCAGCUGGUGGUAGCUGCUUUCUUCCGGACACUGCCAUAUCAUGCCAUACCACGCACCAAUUCAGCAGGAUGCUGCAAGCUCUGGACCACCCCAUUGGAAGUCUCACCCUGGCAUAACCCCGACCACGCUGCAGGAUGGGGUUGAACAACCCCAACUCUCUCAGCCUGUCCUCAUAUGGGAGGUACUUCAGCCAUCGGAUCAUCUCCAUGGCCUCCUCUGGACUCAUUCCAACAGAUCCAUGUCCUUCCUGUCCUGAGGCUUCCAGAACUGAACACAGGACUCCAGGGUUCAGCAACACCUUCAACAUCGACACCAAGAGGCCCAAAAUCAUAGCUGGCUCUAAGGAGGCAUAUUUUGGCUACACGGUGCAGCAGCACGACAUCGGAGGGAAGAAAUGGCUGGUGGUGGGAGCUCCCUAUGAAACCAAUGGCCAGCAGAAGACAGGAGAUGUCUACAAGUGCCCGGUGACCAGCGACACCCACAACAACUGCACCAAACUCAACCUAGGACGGGUAACGCUCUCCAACGUCUCCGAGAGGAAGGACAACAUGCGCCUCGGCCUCAGCCUGGCUACCAACCCCAAGGACAACAGCUUUCUGGCCUGCAGCCCGCUCUGGUCCCACGAGUGCGGGAGCUCCUACUACACCACGGGCAUGUGCUCCCGCGUCAACUCCAACUUCAGGUUCUCCAAGACAGUGGCUCCAGCUCUGCAGAGAUGCCAGACAUACAUGGACAUAAUCAUAGUUCUGGACGGAUCAAACAGCAUCUAUCCUUGGGUUGAAGUUCAGCAUUUCCUGAUAAACAUCUUGAAAAAAUUUUACAUUGGCCCCGGCCAGAUACAAGUUGGAGUUGUUCAGUACGGAGAAGAUGUCGUCCAUGAGUUUCAUUUAAAUGACUACAGGUCUGUAAAAGAUGUGGUAGCGGCUGCCAGUCACAUAGAGCAAAGAGGAGGUACAGAAACCAGGACUGCCUAUGGGAUAGAGUUUGCUCGCUCGGAAGCGUUUCAGAAAGGUGGCCGGAAAGGGGCAAAGAGAGUAAUGAUUGUAAUCACAGAUGGAGAGUCGCAUGACAGCCCAGACCUGGAGAAGGUGAUCGAGGACAGCGAGAAGGAUAACGUUACCAGAUACGCAGUGGCGGUAUUGGGUUAUUAUAACAGAAGAGGAAUCAAUCCCGAAGCGUUUUUGAAUGAGAUAAAGUUUAUAGCGAGCGACCCAGACGACAAGCAUUUCUUUAACGUCACCGACGAAGCAGCACUCAAAGAUAUUGUGGAUGCACUGGGGGAAAGGAUAUUUAGCUUGGAAGGAACCAACAAGAAUGAAAUCUCCUUUGGCCUGGAAAUGUCUCAGACGGGAUUUUCAUCGCAUGUUGUGGAAGAUGGGAUCUUGCUGGGGGCAGUGGGUGCCUAUGACUGGAACGGAGCUGUCUUGAAGGAAACCAGCAGUGGGAAGGUCAUUCCCCUUAGAGAAUCCUAUCUCCAGGAGUUCCCAGAGGAGCUGAAAAAUCACGGAGCAUAUUUAGGUUACACCGUCUCCUCUGUCAUAUCCACCAAGCACGAGCGCAUUUACGUCGCGGGAGCACCCAGGUUUAACCACACUGGGAAAGUCAUCAUUUUCAGCAUGCACAACAACCGAAACCUCACCAUCCACCAGGCACUGAAGGGAGAGCAGAUUGGAUCCUACUACGGCAGCGAGAUCAACUCCCUCGACGUCAACGGUGACGGCGUCACUGACGUUUUGCUGGUGGGAGCCCCCAUGUACUUCAGCGAGGGCAGGGAGAGAGGAAAGGUCUAUGUCUACACCCUGCGGGAGCAGAACCACUUCAUUUCCAGCGGUGCCCUCAUCGAUCUGCAGAGCUACCAGAACUCUCGCUUCGGCUCCUGCAUUGCUGCUGUGCCAGACCUCAACCAGGACUCCUACAAUGACCUUGUCGUCGGGGCACCUUUGGAGGACGAGCACCAAGGAGCAAUAUACAUAUUCCUGGGCUUCAAAGAGACCAUCCUGAAGAAGUACAAGCAGAGGAUAGCAGCUAUGGACCUUGCACCAGGCCUGAUGUAUUUUGGAUGCAGCAUCCAUGGACAGCUGGACUUGAAUGAAGAUGGGCUCAUAGACUUGUCUGUCGGCUCUCUGGGGAAUGCCGUGCUGUUGUGGUCCCGCAGCGUGGUCCAGAUCAAUGCCAGCAUCCGCUUCGAGCCCUCCAAAAUCAACAUCUUCACCAAGGACUGCAAGCGGAACGGGAAGGAUGCCACCUGCAUGUCAGCCUUCAUCUGCCUCACUGCCGUCUUCCUCUCUGCUCACUUCCAGACAGCCAGCGUGGCGCUGCGGUACAAUGCCACCAUCGACGAGCGCAGGUACACGCCGCGGGCUUACCUGGAUGAGAGCGGAGAGCGGCACACACAGAAGGGGUUGGUGCUGUCUGCGGGGCAAGAGCACUGCGACAGGCUCCAGUUCCACGUCUUGGACACAGCUGACUAUGUGAAGCCAGUAACGUUCUCCAUCGACUAUGAGCUGGAGCACCCUGAGAACGGCCCCAUGCUGGAUGAUGGCUGGCCCACCUCACUCAAGGUCUCGGUACCUUUCUGGAACGGCUGCAAUGAGGAUGAACACUGUGUCCCUGAUCUGGUCCUGGAUGCCAGGAGCGACGUUCCCAGUGCCAUGGAGUACUGCAGGCGGGCGCUGCGGAGGGCUCCGACGGACUGCUCUGCCUUCACCCUCUCCUUCGACGCCUCCGUCUUUGUCAUCGAAAGCAGCAGGAGGAGGGUGGCCGUAGAGGCGACGCUGGAGAACCGAGGAGAAAACGCCUACAGCACAGUUCUCAACAUCUCCUUCUCCAGAAAUCUCCAGUUUGCCAGCUUGAUCCCUAAGGAUGACACAGAUAUCAACAUUGACUGCAUGACUGAAGACAAGAACCCCAACAAGAAAGUGUGCAACGUGAGCUACCCCUUCUUCCGAGCCAAGGCCAAGGUAUCAUUUCGCCUGGAUUUUGAAUUCAGCAAGUCGAUUUUCCUUCAAAGCAUGGAGAUCUACUUGAUCGCUAACAGUGACAGCGAGGAGAAGGAAAGCACCAAGGAAGACAACUUUGCCCACCUGAAUUUUCACCUGAAGUAUGAGGCUGACCUGCUCUUCACCAGGACAUCAAGCCUGGACUACUACGAAAUCAGGUCAAACAACUCCCUGGAGAGAUACAACAGCAUCGGUCCCCCCUUUCAUUGCAUCUUCAAGCUGCAGAACCUCGGCUUCUUCCCAGUGGAGGGGGUGACCAUCAAGCUCACCAUCCCUGUGGCCACCCGGGCGGGCAACCGGCUCCUGCUCCUGAACAGCUUCAUGGUGGAUCAGGAGAACACAACCUGCAACAUCUGGGGAAACACCACUGACUACCGAAGAACACCAGCAGAGGAGGACCUCUCCCGCAUCCCCCACCUGAACCACAGCAACUCUGACAUCGUUUCUAUCGACUGCAAUGUGAAAUUAGCCCCCAACGAGGAGAUGAACUUACACUUACAUGGCAAUCUGUGGAUGAAGUCUCUGAAAGCACUGAAGUUCAAGUCACUGAAGAUUACCACGACCGCUGCUCUCCAGCGACGCUUUGGAAGCCCCUUCGUCUUCCGAGAGGAGGACCCCAGCCGCCAGAUAACAUUUGAAAUAUCCAAACCAGAGGAGUCACAGAUUCCCAUCUGGAUCAUCCUGGGGAGCACCUUAGGAGGUCUCUUGCUCCUGGCCCUGCUUGUCCUCGCCCUCUGGAAGCUUGGAUUUUUCAAAAGUGGGAGCCACAGACGAGCAGCGGAGCGGGAGCGUAACACCCAAGGGCUGGAGUGAUGCUGCCAGGGCUGCUGGUUUAUCACCCCCAGCACCGCUUCCAGCCCCUCGCUGGUCACGGAGCA